Messenger RNA from Rotaria socialis, 612 nucleotides. NCBI's taxonomy places the organism in Eukaryota, Metazoa, Rotifera, Eurotatoria, Philodinida, Philodinidae. The record is from the annotation of a GenBank genome assembly.
AUGGCAAAAAUUUCAUCAUUAGCAGCAUCAUUGAGAACUUAUCCAAAGAUGUCAUCGUCUAUUUCGACUCGACAACAUUCCUUUUUAUCACCAUUUGUGAUGAGCAUGACCAUAGUUAUUCUUCUCGUGAGCGUUUGUCCAUAUGUCACUUCUUCACCAACAUCCGUUGAUCAGAACAAUGAAAACAAAUACGAAUCGAAUGGACUUAUGCUCGAUUCAAGUAAUUAUCAAGGAGUAUCAACAGGUGAAUCAUCAUUAUUAUUAUCACCAACCGUCCAACACUUACUUUCUCGACGAGCAUCAUGGCGUUUUACACAACCCCGCACACAUGCCAAUCAAUUUUUAAUGGCUCCUACAAAUGAUAACGAAGUAAUUUUACCGAAAUGGUAUACACGGGUUAAUAAUAAUGAUAAAACAUAUGAUAUUAAUAAUAAUGAUGAUAAUGAUGAUAAUGAUGAUGAUUUAGACGAGUAUCUUUCACCGAAUGUUUUGUUUACUAAACGGUCAAAAUAUUCAAAUACUGGAAAACCUUCGAAUUUAAACAAACGUAAACAAGUAACAAAAGCGCCUAUGGAAGUCAUGAAUGAAAUCGUCAAUUCAAUUUAUCUUUAA